Messenger RNA from Neocloeon triangulifer, 3552 nucleotides. It is a transcript of the gene Mat89Ba, whose product is annotated as nucleolar protein 6. Lineage: Eukaryota; Metazoa; Arthropoda; Insecta; Ephemeroptera; Baetidae. The transcript has 17 exons. Gene Ontology annotation, biological process: tRNA export from nucleus; rRNA processing. The record is from RefSeq and is a predicted model, not a curated record. The coding region runs from base 117 to 3506 and encodes 1129 amino acids. Gene Ontology annotation, cellular component: small-subunit processome; UTP-C complex; CURI complex.
CAAAAGGUAAACUUUAACACGUGUUGUCGCUAUCAAGCAACAAGAGUCCUGAAUUGGUCCUGAAACCGCAGUCCGCAGUGCUGUAUAUUAGUGUAUAUAAAUCCGUUCUUUUGUAUAUGAAGAUGGUAGAUAAGGAAGAUAGUGAUUCGGGAGAAAGUCAGGAUUAUGAAGAGGAUGACAAUGUCGGCAAAGAAGAGAUGGGUACGGAGAGCGAGUCAAACGAAGAAGAAGAAUCAUCUGCUAAUGGUUCAAAGUCUAAGAAACGUCUCUUGCCUCCUAUCAGUCCUUCCGCUGGAGGAGAGAGCAAGAAAAAGAAGUUAAAGAAGGAGCUAUUCAAACCACCGACUGCAGAAGAAAUGACCCGUCUGCGGGAAACUGAAAAUCUGUUCCACUCAAACUUGUUCAGAUUGGAGAUAGAGGAAAUGAUGAAAGAAGUCCAGGUGAAGGAGAAGCACAAGAAGAGGUUCCAAGGCUGGUUUGCACAGCUGCAAACGUUUCUGGGCAACUUGAAAAAAUCUCAAGAAUUUGAUUUGUCGAACCUGUCUUGGCUGAAGAAAUCUAAUGUCACAAUUCCAGUCAACGUGGAUCUCUCAAAGUUUAUUGGAACUUUCACAUUUUUUAAACCUGCAUCUGUUUCUGUCGUUGGUUCUUAUGCUGCCAACUGCUGUCUUGCCCCAAAUAUCGAAAUUGACGUCAGGGUUGAAAUGCCCAAGGCUUCAUUUCUACGGUCCGACUUCCAAAACCAAAGGUAUAUCCUGAAAAGAGCACUGUACGCAAGUUACGUCGCCUCUAAACUACAAACAAGUAACUUGGCUGGCAGUCUGGAAUUUUCUCUUCUUGAGGGAGACCCAUGGAAGCCGAUUUUGGUGCUGCAGUGUGAGGAGAAACUUGGAAAGCACAUCAAAGUGAGACUUCUCUUUGUCCCUGAGGCCGAAUGUUUCAAAAUGAGCCAGCUGGGGCCUGACAGGGCAAACAUCAAGAGCAAGUGGGCCACAGGCAAAGAGGACGAAGAUGCCAUUGAUUUGCCAAGUCAGUUUUACAACCGCAGCCUGGCGCUUGACGCAGCGCUGACUGAAAACGAGCAGUGGCGUCUUGAGGCAAUGCAAGAGCAGAAAGCUCUCUCCGAAGGCAUCAUGUUGCUCAAGGUUUGGCUAAAGCAGAGGGGACUAGAUCAAGGUUUCGGUGCUUUUUCUGGCUACAUCAUAUCCAUGUACAUUGCCCAUUUGCUGAAAACUCGCAAGCUGAGUGCUGUCAUGAGCAGCUAUCAGGUUGUCAGGAACGCUUGGAACUAUCUUGCUAAAGAGGAUUGGACGACAAACGGAAUAAGUUUGUGCCAAAGUUCAACUGGUCCGUCGAUUGAAGAUUUCCAUCUUUUGUAUGAUGUUGUUUUUGUUGAUGUAACUGGAUACGUAAAUAUUUGUGGAAACAUGAGUAAAGAAACGUUUCUGCAGGUCAAGCAAGAGAGCUCUGUUGCCAUCAAGUGCCUCGACAACCACAACAUAAAUAGUUUUACGGCACUUUUUAUGACUAAAAUGCCCUUCUACAGACAAUUUGACCACAUCUUAAGCAUAGAGGCGUCAUCGGUGAAAAAGGCAGAGAAGCACAUGGACGCCCCUGCUCGUCUUGACACCAGUGGCCCAUGGUUGGCACAGCGUGCUAUGGUCUCUGUGCUGAGUCAGGCGCUUGGCCAGAGGGUCCACCUCAUCUGCAGUCAGCUCUCGCAAGCACCAUCAUGGUCUCUAGUGGACGACCCACCCGACCCCUUUGAACAGCCUUUGGUCAUUGGCCUGGCUCUUGACCCUGAACACGCCCUUGCCCUGCUUACAAAGGGACCUGUGGCAAACCUUCCUGAGGCUAGAGCAUUUCGUGAGUUCUGGGGUGAAAAAUCAGAGCUUCGGCGUUUCCAGGAUGGCAGCGUGUGCGAGGCGGUCGUCUGGUCAGGGGGAGGCAUGGCCCAAAGAAGGCUCAUCUGCAAGGAGGUUGUUUCUUUUGUGGCUCAAAAGCACCUGGGGCUUGACACUGGAAGUUUUGUGUAUGUUGCUGACCAGUUUGAGUCCAUUUUGGAGCUAAGUGAGGGUGAGAAUGGCGCGUUAGCCAUCACAAAGGCAAGUGAUGCUCUAGGGCGGCAGUUGAUGCAGUUGGAAGGUCUGCCACUGGACAUAGCCUCUGUCCAGGGUGCUGCCCCAUGUCUUCGAUACUCGGACCCCUUCCCUCCGAGACCUUAUACGGCCUUCAAGAGUAAGGGUAAUUUUGAAACGGUGGCUUUGACUACUAGUGAAAGCAAAAACAAAUACAUCGCUCCAAUUCCUGUUAUCCUGACGCUGGCCCUGAGCAGCAAAUGGCCCGAGGACUUGGAGGCUGUGCGUAGAAUUAAAGCCGCUUUUUACGUCAAACUUGGAGAGAUCCUCAAGCAACAGGCCAAACUCAUUUCCCAACCUUAUCCAACCCACAUUGAUGUUUUGAAGGAGGGAUUCGUUUUUCGGAUGCAAGUUUAUCACGCCAGAGAGAUUUCGCUGUUGAAAGAAAUGACCACCCCUCAAGGGCUGAUCAAAUAUAAGGACACAGAAGAAUCUCUUGCCCUUGAAAUGAAAUACCAGCACUUGCCUAAGUUAACGUCUGCUCUUCAUGGGUUGCACAUGACCUACCCUUCCCUAGGUCCUGCCAGUUGCUUGGCAAAACGCUGGGUCUCCUCACACUUGCUGCUGGACGAAACGCUGAUGCCAGAGACUUGUGUUGAGCUGCUGAUGGCUUCGACCUAUCUUACUCCAGAACCCUAUCAACCACCCAUGCAGCCGCAAACAGCUUUCAUCAGAUUUUUGCAAAUGCUUGCCAAAGGCCCCUGGACUUCAGAGCCCAUCAUACUAAAUUUCAGAGAAGAGUUGAAAAGGCCCGAAAUAGUUGAGAUUGAAAACAGAUUCAACAGCGAAAGGAGUACUCUGCCUCCUUUGUUCAUAGUCACACCAGAAACUCGUUCUGGAACGGUGUGGACCAAACACGCUCCCAGCAGUCAGAUUCUUUACAGGCUCACCCAAUUGGCCAAGGCGUCUCUGCAGACUUUUGAUAAUGAGCUUUUAUCCAAUGAAAACUUGGACUACAAGUUGAUAUUCCGCACCCCUAUGAACAUUUUCGACAUUGUAAUUGACCUCCAGCCUCAUUGUUUGAGGCGCGAAGAGUCCCUAGAUGCUGUCCAGCCUGAUAGGUCAAAAGCAACUCAAAUUGGAGAUCGAAUUCCAGUUGUUGGUUUGGACCUUGUACAGUGUUUCUUGCAAGAGCUAAGGGACACAUAUUCUGACCACGCCUUAUUUUUCUGUGAUCGACACGGAGGCAGUCAGAUAGGAGUUUUAUUCAAGCCUAAUGUAUUGCAGACUCAAGAAUUUAGAGUCUCUCAUGUAAAUGGACACAUUCCGAAGCCGCCAAAGCAGAUGGAGCUCAGCAAAGAUGUGUUUGUGGAAGACGUCAAGAUUCUAGGGGAAGGUAUUGUCAAAUCUAUCACCGUUAAAGAAUAAGCUGUUCCUUUUUUGUGGAAUAAUAAACCCACGUCUCUAAAAAAAA